AUGCUCCGGGCGGGCGGUGACCGGGCGAACAGGAACUGCUCCCCUCCUCCCCCUCUGCUACCUGUUGACUCGCCGGUCUCCGCUGCUGAGUACGGCGGCGGCGGCAACCGGAGCUCACUCGAGGUGCGUAUGCGGAGGCGGAGCUGCCGCUUGCCUAGUUCGCCACGCCUGGAACUGGAAGGCUGGACGGAGGCGCGGCGGUCACCCACCUCUCUUCCGCUCCCUUCCCAGUUCCCCUCCCCUGCGCGAGCGAUUCCAUUGCCCCUCCGCUUUAUUACUGCUCUUUCCGUCAGGCUCACUGGGCCUUUGGGCCGACGAGGCCCAUGUGGUGACUCCAUAAAUGCUCAUUUCGUUAAGCCCAUUGGUUCGUCGUAUUGGAGUGGACCAGUACAGGGUGCCCCCGCGCCGCCGCCCGGCCCCCCUCAGUCCUCAUCACUGCGCAGCAGACCAAUGGUGGAUGCGAUGGCGGCGAGCGGUGUGGAGGAUGAGAGGGUGGGCGGGGAGGUCAGGGGGGAGGAAGAAGACGACGACGUGCCUCAGCUGAGCGCUGCGGCUAUGGAGGCGCUCCGGGAGUUCCUGGCGGAACAGCAGCGGCCGGAGGAGCAGGAUGAAACUGGAGGAGGGGAAGGCGGGGUAGAGCUGGUCCCGGAGGACUGGCGGCUGAGCCAGUUCUGGUACGACGAGCGCACCGCGCGGGCGCUGGUGGAGGAGGUCGUCCGCCUCGUCUCCCCUUCUGGCUCAGGCUCCGCCGCCGGCGCCGUGGCCUGCAUCGCGUGCCCGACGCUCUACGCCUACCUGAAGAAGACCGACCCGGGAGUGCCCGCGCAGCUGCUGGAGUACGACGAGCGGUUCGGGCAGUACGGCGGCGACUUCACCUUCUACGACUACAACCGACCGGAGGAGCUGCCGCCGGCGAUGAAGCACGCCUACCGCGUCGUCGUUGCCGACCCUCCCUAUCUGAGUAAGGAAUGCUUGGAAAAGGUUGCCAAGACAGUGUCUUUCCUCGCACAGCCUGAAGGUUCAUUCCUGCUGCUGCUCACAGGGGAAGUUCAGAAGGAUCGAGCAUUGGAGCUGCUGAAUGUUCGUCCUUGUGGUUUCAGGCCUCGGCACUCGAAUAAACUAGGCAAUGAGUUCCGGCUGUUCACGAAUUAUGAUCCUGCUGACAGACUUGGUGGUUGGGACCAAAGUGACGGUGCUUCCAUUUAACUGUACACUAAUACAAUGUUUCUUCCAGAGUUGUUCCAUCUUUUUUUUUGUGAACAGAGUUGUUCCAUCUUUAUGAACACACUGUCUUUAUUUUACAGCUCGUUAACUUAUUGCUCCAAUUUGAAUUGUAGCGACAGUUAUUUGAUAAAUCUAUGUGUUUGUGAUUUAUGGUCAAUCAAAUGUUACACUGUUAGUGUUUCUCA
Molecule: messenger RNA, 1409 nt
Organism: Sorghum bicolor (sorghum)
Lineage: Eukaryota; Viridiplantae; Streptophyta; Magnoliopsida; Poales; Poaceae
Product: EEF1A lysine methyltransferase 1
Biological process (GO): methylation
Molecular function (GO): nucleic acid binding; protein-lysine N-methyltransferase activity
Source: RefSeq, a predicted model, not a curated record